UGUCCGCACGAGACAGGAAGUUUAGUUUUUUAGCCGUUGGCUGUGUGGUAAUCGGUAGUUUUUUUAUUCAUAUAUCUUGUACUAAAAACGUAAAAAUGGUUUUUAACUUUUUACGUUUUUUUGGCGCCCCGUUGUAGUAAGCUCAUCUGAAAAGUGCGUGUCACCGUUGUCCUGUACCUGGGGGUACAGCCACGUUUUAAGUCGGAAACAGAAACGGUGGGAAGGCCAGGGGGGAGACAUGACUGAGUACAAGCUGGUGGUGGUGGGAGCAGGUGGCGUGGGGAAGAGCGCGCUGACAAUCCAGCUCAUCCAGAACCACUUUGUGGACGAGUACGACCCCACUAUUGAGGACUCGUACAGGAAGCAGGUGGUGAUUGACGGGGAGACGUGUCUGCUGGACAUCCUGGACACAGCGGGUCAGGAGGAGUACAGCGCCAUGAGGGAUCAGUACAUGAGGACUGGGGAGGGCUUCCUCUGUGUCUUUGCUGUUAACAACAGCAAGUCCUUUGCUGAUGUGCAUUUAUACAGGGAACAGAUCAAGCGAGUGAAGGACUCGGACGACGUUCCCAUGGUGCUCGUGGGCAACAAGUGCGAUUUGGCUCGAACGGUCGACACCAAGCAAGCACAAGAGCUGGCACGGAGCUACGGCAUUGAGUUUGUGGAGACCUCCGCCAAGACCAGACAGGGAGUGGAGGACGCCUUCUACACGCUGGUGCGGGAGAUCCGGCACUACCGCAUGAAGAAGCUCAACAGCCGGGAGGACAGGAAGCAGGGCUGCUUGGGGCUCUCCUGCGCAGUCAUGUGAGCAGGACUGCCUCUACUGUGUGGCCCCCUGCUGGCCAGUCUGGGUCAGUGCAGAGCUCUGAGGCAUGUUGUACGUGCUCCCAGGGCCUGCAGAAGAGGAGAGCUUUUUGGAGGGAAGAGAGGAGUCUGCUUUCAUCCAGACGGACGUGCCCUCUUCCACCUCCUGGCCUUCACUCUCUCUUCAUCCCUUUUUCUUUUCGGGGGACCCGGACCUCCCUCCCCUCCCUCUGGACACUUGAUGGGACUUGUCUGCCUUGGGUCUGACGCACAGGAGCCUGAGGUGGAGGCGCUGUGAGGGCCUGCCGCUCUCACUGCUGGUGAAGUGGGACCAGCCCACCUCCUGUCCCGCUCCCCCCAGCGGGGCUCUCCUUUUCAAGGGCUUCUCUUGGCAUCGUCAGCCCCUUGUCAGACAUGCAUUCUCUCAUCUCAUCACACAGACACUGGUCAGUCACCCCCCCCC
Messenger RNA from Megalops cyprinoides (Indo-Pacific tarpon), 1264 nucleotides. It is a transcript of the gene nras, whose product is annotated as NRAS proto-oncogene, GTPase. The transcript has 6 exons. Gene Ontology annotation, molecular function: GTPase activity; GDP binding; GTP binding. Gene Ontology annotation, biological process: Ras protein signal transduction. The record is from RefSeq and is a predicted model, not a curated record. Lineage: Eukaryota; Metazoa; Chordata; Actinopteri; Elopiformes; Megalopidae. Gene Ontology annotation, cellular component: plasma membrane. Bases 239 to 805 code for a protein of 188 amino acids.